CCCUUCACCAUUACUAUGAUAGCAUACGAGAGAAAAACGACUUGCCUCAGGGCAUCGAAAUCCCCUCACGCCGCUCCUCUGGGUUCUGGCAAGGGGACGAGAAGAGAGAGGCAAAGCCUGCCGGUUGCCAGGGCCGCUGCGUUGCCAGGAAGCAUCACGGUUGCUAAGGAAGUGAGGUCACGGGCGCGCGGGGCGCUGCGCUGGUUUGCUGGAAGGCCGGCCGAGGAGGCUUGCUUCCGGCAAGAUAGUGUUGGGGAAGCCGGGGUCGGGAUGGGGACUAAGGCCGCGGAGCUCGGGUGCGUGAUGGAGGAACCUCCGCAGUCAAAUACCGUCAACAUGCCAGUGGUGAUACUACUUGGGUGGGCUGGCUGCAAGGACAGGUAUCUGGAGAAAUACAGCACCAUCUAUCUUCAGAAGGGAUGCAUAGUGAUCCGCUAUACUGCUCCCUGGAGAUUGGUGUUUUUUUCAGAAUCCAUGGGUAUAAAAUCCAUGCAGGAUUUGGCUAAGAAGCUGUUGGAGCUCCUCUUUGACUACAAGGUGGAGAUGAAGCCCCUGUUUUUUCAUGUCUUCAGCAAUGGAGGUGUCAUGUUUUAUCGUUACAUUGUGGAGUUGCUCCAUACACGGCCGGAGUUCCAGCACCUGAAGGUGGUGGGUGCUGUGUUUGACAGUGCUCCGGGACGGAAGAAUUUGAGAGGUGCACUUCGUGCCAUGUCAGUGGUCUUGGCAUCCUAUAAUGUGUGUGUUAAGUACUCCUUUAUGUUGACGUUUGUGAUUCUGGCAGUGACGUUACGGAUUGUGCUUUAUCCUUUUUCCCGCUUUGUACACGAGACUCACUAUGAUGCCCUGUUGAAGCAAUCUUCUCAAUGGCCUGAGCUCUACCUCUACUCCAAGGCUGAUCCUGUCAUUCUAGCAAGUGAUGUGGAGAACAUGAUAGAGGCCCGUAGGCAACAUCAUGUCCUUGUUAAGGCUGUGGACUUCAUAGACUCAAAUCAUGUCAGCCAUCUGCGGGCAUAUCCCACCUCAUAUAUGACUCAUUGCACAUCCUUCUUGUACAGUUGCAUUGGAAACACUUAGGCUCACCAAAGUAUAUGUUAGAGAAGGGUGCAGAAGUGUCUCUUCUCUCUCAAUAAUAUAUUUAUAUUCUAAAACAUAUGUGACUAGUACUGCUGCUCAUGGUGGAAAUUGGAGUAUUUCCUAGAAUUGGAUUAUCUGAAAUUAUUAGCUUGUUUCUCAUUUGGGAAUGAAACUCCAUGAAAAUUUGUGAGGAAGCGUAAUCUGAUGCAUUUACUGUUUCCCUUUGGUUGGGCUUAUAGGAAGGAUUAGGCAAACUGUGGCCUGCUGGUCUCCAGAGCCAUUUUUGUGGUCCUCUGGAACCCCAGGAAGUCAAAAAUAUUUUGCAUUCCAAAAUGACCCUAAAUGCAUUCUGUAGUGUGUAGAGAGCAUUUCCAGCAUUUUUGGAGUCUCCUGGGGCCUCUCAAAAUUUUAAAGCAAUUUUUUUGUCCUGAAAUACCCCAAAGUGGCUAUUAGGUGCAUGGGAUCUAUUUCUGCUCCUGUUUUCAAGCCUAGUUUAGGCCCAGGAGAGGCCUUAUUUUAAAAAUAAAAAUGAUGAAAAUGCUCUUAUACUCCCUGUAGCUAUUUAGAGGCAAAAAUAGUUUUGUUUUUUUGAAGUGAGUGGGCACUGCCCUCUAAGGCCUCCUGGGGCAGAUGAAUCCCCAUAGUCUUCCACAAUUGCACUCCGGUUUUUGGCUUUGGAAAGUGCUCAUAAUGAGCUGUGAGUACUCAAGCUUCUGGGUGAAAGAAAAACGGAACUUUAUGAUCUAUAUCAGUGAUUCCCAGCCUUUGGGCCUCCAGGUGUUUUGGACUUCAACUCCUAGAAAUCCCAGCCAGUUAGGAACUGUGAAAGCUGAAGUCUAAAACACCUGGAGGCCCAAAGGUUGGGAACCACUGAUCUAUAUAUAAAUAUAUUUCAUUUAUUUGUUUAAUUUGCAUACUGUGUUAUGUUGCUGUAGGCUGUGAAUGGCAGGAAUAACUAUACUAAGCACUGAAAUUGCCCUUCCAAAUACUGGCUCAUUCAAUUUAUUGUUUAAUCUCAGAGAUUGUAACAAGCACAGAGACUUACAUUUACCUGUGCCUCAUAAUGUUUUUCCUGUUUGCUCUGAUUGUGUGCAUUUACAUUGUUAUGUACAGCUCUCUAUAUUUUCAUAAAAGGCAGAUCAUGUGUCCUGCUUUGUACAUACUUGUAUUUUCUGUCCUUUUGGAUUUUCCAUCAUUCUGUUUUACAUCAUACUCUAUUGUAUGGCAUUCCAGGAAAAGAGAUGGGAACUCCUCAGAUUAGUUUUCUAUCCUUCAUUAAAUGCACAGAACCACAUGCUUGUUCUCCAUAUUAAUCUAAAAUAACACCCAGAUCUUUGCAUAUACACACUAUAAUCUGUGACAAUAAAUUUGGAUUGAAUGGAUCUAUGAAUACCAAAUGUGUUUGAUUAAUUUAAUCACACGGUUUGGACUGAUAGUUGGAUUAAUAUCCAUUAAAAGGUUGGAUUGGUCCAUCUUGGUAUACAUUGAUGUAUUUCCUCUUUAACAACUUUUAUCAGUUUGCCUGUUAUAGCAUUGGACACCUUUAUCUUCAAGUACGUACAUUUGUACACUUGGUCUGGACAUCUGGGGUAUUUUAUUUCUAGCUUAAUUGUGUAGCAGAAAUAAUGCACUGGGACAAUGGAAUAUGAUGCAAAUUUGUGAGGUGCUGAAACCAUUUCCAUUCCGGCUGGCUGGAAGAUGCAGUCUAAUGGAUUUUAAAUGCCUGUAGAGAAGAUGUUCUAGGACAGUAACACAAGUGAUCUAGAAAGAGUAGAUAACUUAGAUCCAAACCAUUAAUUGGAUGAUGUUUGUAAAGUUUUCAGGAGUUUGAUUUUUGUGUGUGUCAGGAGUGACUUGAGAAACUGCAAGUUGCUCUUAGUGUGCGAGAAUUGGUCGUCUGCAAGGAUGUUGCCCAGGGGACACCCGGUUGUUUGAUGUUUUACCAUCCUGUGGGAGGCUUCCUUCCCUGAUGUCUCCGUAAGGGGAGCUAGAACUGACAGAUGGUAUUUCACCUUGCUCACCUCAGUCAGCAGUCCUACCGGCACAAGGAUUUAACCUAUUGUGCCACCGGGGGUUUUGUUGCCGAUGGGAGUUUGAUGCCUGUAAACAAAAUGCAACCUCAGUUAUGCUAGGUGUAGAUGUGAUAUCGAGAUAUUUCAUUGCUCCUUCUUUCCAGUACAUUUUGAAGGACAUACUUUUUCUUUAAAUAGAAGUUACUUGCUGCCACAUGGGGCGAACACAGUCCAUUUUACAGCUGCUUUCCCACAACAUUGCAACAGAAUUGAAGAAGACUACCUGUGUGCAUGUCUAUAGAAGAACAGUUUAAAAUCUAGACCAUGACUGGAAAAGAAGGCCAGGUAAUAGCUUCAUCUGUAUGGAAUACAAUAGAGUCUCACUUAUCCAAUCUAAAUGGGCCAGCAGAACCUUGGAUAAGCGAAUAUCUUGGAUAAAAAGGAGGGAUUAAGGAAAAGUCUAUUAAACAUCAAAUUAGGUUAUGAUUUUACAAAUUAAGCACCAAAACAUCAUGUUAUACAACAAACUGGACAGAAAAAGUAGUUCAAUACGCAGUAAUGUUAUGUUGUAAUUACUGUAUUUACAAAUUUAGCACCAAAAUAUCACAAUAUAUUGAAAACAUGCAUUGGAUAAUCCAGAACCUUGGAUAAGCGAGUCUUGGAUAAGUGAGACUCUCCUGUAGCUGGCAAAAUUGACAUUAUCGCUUUGUGUUUGUUUCAGCCAGUAAGAUGUUGGGUUCAUAUUCUUACAGCUGAAUCCAAUGUUUGUGGCUGGAAAAGCAGUCUCAUUAGGUUUUAUGAGACUUGUUCCAAAGCUAGUAUUCAUGGAACUGUAGCUUCAAUUGUGAAGACGAUUUGAUAAUCUUGGGACAUCCAGAAUGUCAUUGUCCAACCUAUCUCAGAGUUUUUCUGAGGAAAACAUGAAGUAACUAUGUAAAUCUGUGUAAAGUCCUUCCAGAAAGCAGGAUUGAGCUACAAAUUAAAUUACUGAGUUUGAACUAUUGCACAACUCCUUUUGCUUGACCAUUUUGCACGUUUUAUAUUAUAAAAUGUUCUACUGUUUCCUUAUUCUACUUCUAUUUAUCUGCCAUAUGAUGGAUUUCCUGUUCUGUAUCUUUAAUUCAAAGCUAUAUGUGCUUUCCACAGCUUUAAUGUUUGAAUGGUACCUCCUCAAAUUAAUACUACUACUACUACUACUACUACUACUACUAGAAACAUUAAGCAUUUCAGUAGUUCUUAAAAUUCUUAUCUUCUUUAUUGGCUCAGAAAUGCCUUCCUUGUGGAGCAAAAGCACAGCUGGCUUCUCUUUAGUGGUCCUGAGUCCAAACUGUAAGAGACUCGGGAUUAUAACUGUCCAUCAGGUUACUAUUUUUUAAAAUGGGAGUGGGUAACUGUGGCUCUCCAAAUAUUGUAUGACUGUUCCAGAAAUGUUGAAAACAUGAGGAAAAGUUUUCCCCUCCAUUUCCACUUAAUAAAAGAAAUCCUGGUGAAAUCAGA
Molecule: messenger RNA, 4583 nt
Organism: Anolis carolinensis (green anole)
Lineage: Eukaryota; Metazoa; Chordata; Lepidosauria; Squamata; Anolidae
Gene: tmem53
Product: transmembrane protein 53
Exons: 3
Coding region: 16-1074 (352 amino acids)
Source: RefSeq, a predicted model, not a curated record